GUAUUCACUCACAGGUGAUCUGGUUGAGGCUGUGACUCGGCCUCUUCUCUCCUCGGCCGGUGGCUGUCUGGCCGAUGUUUGUGCCCUAUAACUAUAUACUUGUUGUUUCCAGUAUUUAUCUAAUUUUGCUUCAAACUUCUCCACAUUCACUACCCACUCAGGUAAGGUGGUGUUCCAGUGGAGUGUGCAUGAAACAUGGCAACAAAAUUGCCAGUUGCAUCUGGUCUGUAUAAAUACACCAGAAUAACAGCCAACACCACCAACUAUGCCAAACGGAUGAACCGGCUCGGCAAUCAUAUCUUUGGGGAGGUUGUCCGACCAACUUCCUCUCCGUCAAUGAGAGUUGUAAAGAUGUUUAGCGAGAAGCCAUUAGACCUGCGACCAGAAAUCACGGACUACUACCCGCGUCACAACGAAACUCACCGUCUGAUGACUCUUCUCAGAAAUUACGGGUUGUAUCGUGAUGAGCAUCAGGACUUUAAUGAUGAGAUGAAGAGACUAAGAAUACUACGUGGAAAAGCCAAGCCAAAGAAGGGAGAGGGAAAACGAUCAAAGAAAUAAAUUAUGAUUCAUGAACAUAAUUGUAUAAAUAUCUUGAUAGCCAUGUAAUAAAAAAUUUAAAUACAAUAA
Molecule: messenger RNA, 630 nt
Organism: Homarus americanus (American lobster)
Lineage: Eukaryota; Metazoa; Arthropoda; Malacostraca; Decapoda; Nephropidae
Gene: mRpS33
Product: 28S ribosomal protein S33, mitochondrial-like
Exons: 4
Coding region: 196-561 (121 amino acids)
Cellular component (GO): mitochondrion
Source: RefSeq, a predicted model, not a curated record